AAUUGUAUAUCGGGUUUGUGUUUUCCUAAUGAAUGUAUUUUUAAGUAUAUUUAUAGAAAUACUAGAAAAUGAAAUAUGUGGUGUUCUACACAGUGUGCUUAAUUGCGCUAAUAGUUGAAAACCAUUGUAACGAUAUAACUAAUGAAGUAUUUGGCAACAUCAAAGAAGGCAUUGUAGCUGCGUUUGGUGAUUUCAAUUCGGAUGAAUUAACCGAUGUGUUUCUUAUUAAAAAUCAGAAAACUACAUUUCAAAUAUUAUAUGGGGCGGAUACUGAGCCUUUGCUGGUACCAGGACCUUUUUGUACUUACCUUAAUAGAGAAAUUACCAGUGUCGUACCCGGAGAUUUUGAUGGAGAUGCUUUAAUGGAUAUUCUAAUUACGACACGAUUUCCGGGUAGUACUUCUGAGGAAUAUGAUAUUUAUAUAAAUUGGGGUGGUAAUGAUGGAAUUAAUUGCAAUGAAACACAAAUCCUGAAAACCAAAGGAGAACCAAUUGUAUUAGACUAUAAUCGCGAUAUGAUUAUUGAUUUAUAUGGGAUUGAUGAAUUUGAUCAGAGAUCGUUUUGGAUUUUUAAUAAAACACGACUACUACCAACUAAAAUUCAUCAAGCAAAUCCCACUGGAGCGCAUUUACAAAUUCUGUUUCCAAACGCCAAUGCAUAUAUCGAUAUGAACUCAGAUUUUAUUGCUGAUUUAUUUGUUCAAACAAAGGACUAUUAUGAAAUUUGGCUAGGACGUGCAGAUGACUCUCAGGACUUUACUUUUAACUACACAAUUGACUUCAACAUUAUUGGCGUAUCAGAUUAUACCAUUGGUCAAGCAACAUUUGCUGAUUUCGAACUGUCUGGAACAGAAAAUAUAAUUUUACCUGUGUGUUUUGCUAAAACAUGUAGUAAUUCAACAAUUUUAGUACACGACGGGAAAAGCUUUAGAGAUGUUCAUGUAAAUUUUAGAGAUGCUCAAGGCAUUCAGUGGGCUUUUGUAUACCCAGAUCCAAAUGAUAUGUAUUUAAAAACAAUAACACCACGUUCUGGUGAUUUUAAUAUGGAUGGAUAUCCUGAUUUACUUAUAACACUUCAAACUUUGGGAGAAAUGAAACGCAGGCAAACCUUUCUAUUAGAAAACAUACCCUGUAAAAUAUGUAACAAGCCAUUAAAAAGAACUUUUGAAGUUAGAUGGAACUACUUUCAGGAUAUGGCAACUGAUGUUGUAGCUGGAACCUUUUACGAUUUUUAUCAAGAUGGUGUGCUUGAUGUAAUACUUAUUGAGAAGAAAAGAAAUGGUGAGUAUCGCCCACUAGCUUUUCGCAAUACACUUGACUAUGACGCCAAUUUCGUAAAAGUCAUUGUUUUGACGGGGCUCAUAAACAAAAAGUAUUCAACAUUUCAAACUCCACUUGGACGAAGAAAACGGACUUAUGGUACAAAUUUACCUGGUCCUCGUAUAAUAUAUACAACAACAACACAGGAUGGUGAGUUGCAAUAUGGAUCCAGUGUACAAUUGCCUCAAUCAUCUUACUUCGCGUUGCAAUUACCUUACACCAUAUUUGGGUUAGGGCGUACUUCAAAUUUUAUUGAUUCAUUAACUGUUGGUUUAAUUAGUAAAUCACGUACAUGGACUCAACUCAUUCCAAAUUCGCAAAUAAUUGUUGUACCAAAGCCAGUUGACGAACCACAAUGCUGGAAAGCACAAUUGUUUGUCACACCUAGUAAACUAAUUCUUAUGAGCGUCGUUGCACUUGGAGGAACUUGUUUAGUAAUAAUUUUUAUUAUUUUAAUAUUAUAUAUCAAAGAAAAAAGGGAAGACAAACUAGAAAAGCUCCAGGAAGCGCAUCGUUUUCAUUAUGACGCUAUGUAAAUGAUCCCUUAUAAGCUGUACAAAUAAUUACAAGUGUAAAUACAUUGUAUUUGUUUAUAUCAUAUUUUGUAGUGUGUUCCAUAUUGUUGAUAAAAAAAACUGUGAUCAACGUAGGCAACAUAGAAAACGUAGACAUCAAAAUAACCACAAAAUUAAUAUUUGACAUUAAUACAAAAUAAAAUGUAAGAGCUUGCACCAUU
Messenger RNA from Teleopsis dalmanni, 2056 nucleotides. Its product is annotated as T-cell immunomodulatory protein. Gene Ontology annotation, cellular component: plasma membrane. The transcript has 3 exons. The record is from RefSeq and is a predicted model, not a curated record. NCBI's taxonomy places the organism in Eukaryota, Metazoa, Arthropoda, Insecta, Diptera, Diopsidae. The coding region runs from base 69 to 1856 and encodes 595 amino acids.